Messenger RNA from Coregonus sp. 'balchen', 7958 nucleotides. Lineage: Eukaryota; Metazoa; Chordata; Actinopteri; Salmoniformes; Salmonidae. The record is from the annotation of a GenBank genome assembly.
AUGCAACAUAAUGGUAAUGGGGAGGAGAGGCAGUCGGCGAACCAAUCCGAAUCUCAGCUCCAGGGGACGACUGGUUUCAGCGGACCACACAUCCCAGGCAAUGACACCCUAAGCAGUCCCACACUCUUCCAACUGCCCGCUCAUUCCCAACUGGAGUUCAAACGCAACGCAGUCACAGAGGACUACAAAAUAACAACUCAAGUACUAGGACUGGGUAUGAACGGGAAAGUGCUGGAAUGCUACUGCAAGAAGACAGGGGAUAAAUGUGCGCUCAAGGUGUGUGUGUGUGUGUGAUAGAGAGAGAGAGAGAGAGAGAGAGAGAGAGAGAGAGAGAGAGAGAGAGAGAGAGAGAGACCAUCGGUCAUCAGACCCAAGUGGCACCAAGUAUUUUAGGUCUUGCUUGCUUUCUUUCCUUACAUACUGAUGUAAAUGACAGGGCACUUGAGGAUAUCUUUGCAGUGCUGAUGGUAAGGGGUAGAAUAGUAAUCAAUUAUUCACUAUUCCUCCAUCUCAGACAGUCUCCAGCUCAGUCUCUUGCAUAUUUCUUAAUUGUUUGAUAGUACCAAUGGAACCACUCCUUUAUUUGGAAUCACAUCCUUUGUCUGAUUUCGGUUGGGGUUGUAUGAAGGACAUACGCCCACCUUGGAUAUAAUGCUAAAAACAUACGCUUGCCAGUCACAUCCUCAAUAAUUUACAUACAUGGGCGUCGGUGUACAUGCUUGCAGUAUACCAUGUCUGAUGUGCAGAAGUUGACAUUUGUGCAGGGAAGUUACUGUCACCUGAGUCUCGCCUACUUCCUGCCUCUGAUAUAUUUACUGUAUCAACAAACAAGGCGAAGUGUACAGAGUCUUUCUAAACCUGCAAAGUCAGUUAGUUAGCAUGUCCACCAGUCACCAGGAGUUUUCUUAAAAAACUGGAAAAAGUGCAACCACAAAAAACAAGAACUGAAACCCCAUGAGCCUCUUGGUAUGUUUUCAUUGGAUCAGUCUCAAUCUCCAAAAUAGUUCCAAUUUUUUUUUUUCCAGGGACACCAAAGAUAGAUGGAUGAAAUGUGAUGAUGAGGAGGAUCAGUUAUACUGGCGCAUGUGAAUACAUGCUUAUGUUCUGUUCUGUCAGUGUUUGUGUUAUGGACAAUGUUUAGGCUGAGUAUUAGGUUCCUCCUCUAUAAACAGUUUAAUCUCAACCUGCCCUCUCCUUCCUGUCCCACAAUGCACUGGUUCCUGUCAUAGACAGAGGAGAGGCUAGUUUCUCUGACUGUGGUGUCUGGGGAUAUGGGAUCCCUUCCAACCUUACAUCCAAUCCCUUUGCAAGGUUGUUAUUAUCGGUACAUUUUGAAUGCACUCAAAGUUCUGCAUGGAAUCCUCCUGCCAAGUAAAUUACAGUUUUUAUCAAUUACUUUGGUGCAAUUUUAACAAGUAUGUCUUACAUAUUCAAAACUCUAAGCACAAAAAUCUAAACAGAUCAUCAAAAUGGCUCAUGUUUCAAAAUUCAAAGCACAUUUCCAAUAUACUGAGUACAACAAAUACCCAUGGGACCUAUGAUUUCUUAAUCCGGCCCUGUAUGUGCUACCAUUUGGAAUUAUACUGUAGUGUAGUGUACAAUGCACUACUGAAAUACCUGGGUUGUACUGUAUAUAACAAUAUAUUCCACUCAUGAUCUGAAUUUCAAUUAUACACUGUAAGCUGAUAGAUUUCAAGCAGAGAGACAGGCGAUACUGUAUCAGUUGACAAGUCACGUAGAAAAGGUGAUCUUGUACAAUGUUGAAUGGGGCAGAAAUGGAAUACAACACCGUGCUCCUUUUUUACAAUAGCCAACUGCUUUAAAAUACCUCUAUUUCUUACAAUUUGUCCUACAUAUGUACUCUCUAAGGAUAAUGAAACUGUAAGAAUGACAUACUUCUCAACAUUACCCACAACCUGCCAUUGGAUACACAUUAUAAAAAGAAUUGUGCUUGUCAAGUUACAUUAUUAUCAAAUGAAAAAUGAUAUUUACCAUCUACUAUUCUUUCUAUUCAGCACUACGAAAAGAACAGUUUUGAAAUGUGUAUAUUACAUUUUUUGCUAUUGGAAUAAAGGGUAGUUAAAAAUGACUAAAUGGUAAGCCUGAUCUGAUGUAUUGGUAAACAAAAUGUUCUCAUGAUAUUUUAUGGAAAACUUAGAUUUUGCAUGACUGACUCAGGGACGAAAGAUGUGUGAAACCCCAAUGAAUGCAAAAUCAAAGGUUCUGAACAUAAAAUAAGCGGCAUUACAAGUGUUAUCAGUUUAGAGUUUUGUACUUAGAGUUUAGAAAAUAUACCACUUACAUCUGAAAAAUUUGCCAAAUUGAUUGAACAAAAACUGUAAUAUGAAUGAAUGGUCCGGAUUGUAUUUCGGAUGAUGGAAUCACUGAUGUGAGAGUAUGGAGAGACUGUGUACGGGUGUGUGUGUGUAAGAGUGAGAGAGAGCAAGAGUGAAAGAGUGAGAGAAAGAGAGGUGAGAGAGCGAGAGAGAGAGAGAGCUGUGGGACUAAGAUUGGUCACAGGGCUUUUAACCUGAUUGAAGCUGUUAUUAUGCCCUUGAUCAAUUCCUCCAAGACCUGUGAGUGGCUAUAGACAACAUGGACACAUGCACACAAAAACACACUCACAGCACAUACAUGUUGUAUAGAUACACACUCACGUUCCAAUACAGAUACAUGCUGCACCCAUCAUCAUAACUUGUCAUUGUAAAUACUGUAUGCUUCUGAAACCUGCACAUUAUUCUCUCCCCUUCUUUCUCUGUGUUUCUAUCCCCACCUUCCUCUGUGGGGGCAGAUUCUGUAUGAUAGUCCUAAGGCGCGGCGGGAGGUGGAGCUUCAUUGGAGAGUGUCGGGGGGUCCAUACAUCGUUCGCAUCCUCAGCCUGUAUGAGAACAUGCACCAGGGGAAGAAAUGCCUGGUUAUCAUCAUGGAGUGGUAAGGACCACACAGACUACAUAAACCAGAAUGCAUUGUGUAUGAUGCAUGUCUUCUCUCUUAGCUUAUCUAGCAUGUCUCUAGACUUUAAAAACAUUGCUAAUGAGUAGGGCCAGGAGUUUUUCCUGGUCAGGUCGCGUGGUCAGAAAAAAACUCCUGGCCCUAAUGAAAGUCUACACAAACAUCAAAUUAUGUUCCCGCUCUCCUCCUUGGUCAUUGUGUUUGGGCUCUGUAGAUUGGGCUCAGUAAUUAACUAGUAACUACUAAGGGACAAUGCUUGCCUUGUUUAGUGGAAUAGCUUUGUUGUCUUGUUGAGAAGCUCUGAUCUGUGUCUCUUGUUUUUCUUCCUGUCUCAGUAUGGAGGGAGGGGAGCUAUUCAGUCGCAUUCAGGCCAGAGGGGACCAGGCGUUCACAGAGAGAGGUGAGUUAUGACGGGGAACUGUGUUGUGUCAUUUACAGUGCUCUGUGAUUUACGGUGCCCCGUAUGCUCUAUGUUAAUCAGAUUUAUGUCAUGGCUUUUAAUCAGAGGCUUCAGAGAUCAUGAGGGACAUAGGCGUGGCAAUCGAGUACCUCCACCACAAGGACAUAGCUCACAGAGAUGUCAAGGUGGGACUAUACUCCUAGACACACAUCACUCACAGACAUGUACACUCCUGUAUCUCUUUCAUCUGACACUCGCUGACAGAUGUCUUUACCGCUGGUGGUUUUAGUGAUGAUGUACUUAUUGCUUUCGUCUUUUUUACACCCCCCUCCACACACACACACAAACACACAACAGCCUGAAAAUCUGCUCUACACCACCAAGGAGAGCAAUGGUGUGCUGAAACUGACUGACUUUGGCUUUGCCAAGGAGACCACCCUCCACAACUCCCUCCAGACACCCUGUUACACCCCUUACUAUGUUGGUGAGUGGUUGGGUCUGUUACACAAGUAGUGGUAUAGUAUACUAUUUAGAUGUGACUAUAGGCUAUAACGUUUUAUGGUUUACUUUUCCCCACAUAUUGUCCCUGUCUCUGCCUGUCUGUCUGCCUGACUAGUUGUCUCUUGGUCUCUAUUUAUGUCUGUGUGUCUGUCUGUCCAUCAGCCCCCGAGGUGCUCGGUCCAGAGAAGUAUGACAAGUCAUGUGACAUGUGGUCUCUGGGCGUGAUCAUGUACAUCCUGUGAGUACCUAGUGUGUCUUUGUGCUAUAAGUGUGUAUGUGAGAAUCAAGUCACAGGCUUCUUAUUCACUCUCACUCUGCCUACUGUUCCCUCCUGGGCCUCAUUCCUACUCUCCCUUUUCUGCACUUCCUGGUUCUCCUCUCCCUCUCUUUCAACACUCGGCUCCUCAUGGUCCACCACUUGCUUUCUGAAUGAAUGAAUGAAUGACUGUUAAAUGACUGUUAAAUUGCUGUUGAAUGAGUGUCCAGUUGUAGUGCAUACAGUAGCUGUAGUUGCUCUAUACUCAUGGUAAAGUAUAUAGAGUAUCCCCAGGCUGUGUGGGUUCCCUCCGUUCAACUCUAACACGGGCCAGGCCAUCUCCCCAGGGAUGAAGCAGAGGAUCAGGAUGGGCCAGUACAACUUCCCUAACCCUGAGUGGGCUGAAGUGUCGGAGGAAGGUCAGACUAGAGACAAUUGAAUACUGUGGGUUUGAAUGGCCUAUACUAGAGGUAGAGGCUUCACUGCAAUACAAACUAUGUUCUGCUAAUUUCAAAAUAUUUUGGACGGAUUCGUCUACGGUUGUGAUUUGUAGGUCCUUUGACAAACAUCUUGUCUAGUUUACCUGAUGUUCAUGUUUUAUUUGAUAUGCUUGUUGACCUUUGACCAUACCCUCUGUAGCCAAACAGCUGAUCAACCAGCUGCUGAAGACAGACCCAAACGAGAGGAUGACCAUCGGGCAGUUCAUGAACCACCCUUGGAUCAAUGUGAGUAUUACUACUGCAUGUCUGAGAACACUGUCUGAGUGCGUUGGAUAAUAUGAGACUCUCAUUCACACUGUGUGUGUGUGUGUGUUUGUUGACAUUACAGCAGUCGAUGGUGGUUCCUCCGACUCCUCUGCACACAUCCCGUGUUCUGACAGAGGACAGAGAUCUGUGGGACAAUGUCAAGGUGAGACUAGAGAGCUGUAAAACACUGACACUGUGGUAUGAAAAAAUGAACCACUAGAUGGUGCUAAAACAGUAGAUUUGUAAGAUCCAUACUGCAACUAUCUACAGUGCCUUUAGAAAAUUCUCAAACCCCUUGACAUAUUCCAAAUGUAAUUCAUUUUGUUGUGUUACUGCCUGAAUUCAAAAUUGAUUCAAUACCCCAUAAUGACAAAGUGAAAACAUGUUUUUAGAAACAUUUGGCAAAUAUAUUGAAAAUGAAAUACAGAAAUACCUAAUUUACAUAGGUAUUCACACAUCUUUUCUAUGACACUCAAAAUUGAGCUCAGGUGCAUCCAAUUUCCUUUGAUCAUCCUUGAGAUGUCGCUACAACUUGAUUGGAGUCCACCUGUGGCCAAUUGUUUGGACAUGAUUUAGAAAGAAACCCAUCUGUCUAUAUAAGGUCCCACAGAAACUAUAUUAUGAAGUCCAAGGAACUGUCUGUAGAUCUCCGAGAUAUAAUUGUGAUGAGGCAUAUAUCUGGGGAAGGGUAUAAAACAAUUUCUAGAGUGUUGAAUGUUUCUGGUCUCCAUCAUUGGGAAAUAGAAAAAACAUGGAACUACCAAGACUCUGCCUAGAGCUGGCUGUCUGACCAAACUGAGUAACCAGGCAAGAAGGACCUUGGUUAAGGAGGUGACCAAGAACCCAAUGACCACUCUGACAGAACUACAGAGUCCCUUGGCUGAGAUGGGAGUACCUGCCAGAAGGACAACAGUCUCUACAGCACUUCACCAAUCUGGGAUUUAUGGGAGAGGGGCCAGACGGAAGCCACUCCUGAGAAAAAGGCACAUGACAGCACGCCUGGAGCAUGGUGGUGGCAGCAUCAUAAUAUGGGGAUGCUUUUCAGCGGCAGGGAGAAAAGUAAGAAUAGAGGGAACAAUGAAUGGAGCCAAGUACAGGCAAAUCCUUGAUGAGAACCUGCUUCAUAGUACAAACGAUCUUAGAUUGGGGUGAAGAUUUACGUUCCAACAGGACAAUGACCCCAAGCAUACAGCCAAAGCAACGCUGGAAUGGCUUCAGAACAAGAAUGGGAAAGUCAUUGAGUGGCCCAGCCAAAGCCUAGACUUGAAUCCCAUUGAAAAUCUGUGGAAAGACUUGAAUAUUGCUGUUUGCCGCUCCCUAUCUAACUUAACAGAGCUUGAGAAAAUCUGCAAGGAAGAAUGGGAGAAAAUCUCCAAAUCCAGAUGUGCAAAACUGAUAGACAUACCCAAGUCGACUUAAAGGGAAAUUCCCUACUAAUUGCCUAAUUAUUUUCCUCUACCUUUUUCAUUCAGAAAUGACGCUUUAAAGCUGUAAUCCCCGCCAAAGGUGCUUCUACAAAGUAUUGACUCAGGGGUGUGAAUACUUACAGUACCAGUCAAAAGUUUGGACACGCCUACUCAUUCAAGGGUUUUUCUUUCUUUUUACUAUUUUCUACAUUGUAGAAUAAUAGUGAAGACAUCAAAACUAUGAAAUAACCCAUAUGGAAUCAUGUAGUAACCAAAAAAGUGUUAAACAAAUCAAAAUAUAUUUUAUAUUUGAGAUUCUUCAAAGUAGCCACCCUUUGCCUUGAUGACAGCUUUGCUCACUUGGCAUUCUCUCAACCAGCUUCACCUGGAAUGAUUUUCCAACAGUCUUGAAGGAGUUCCCACAUAUGCUGAGCACUUGUUGGCUGCUUUCCCUUCAAUCUGCAGUCCAACUCAUCCCAAACCAUCUCAAAAGGACAGAUUUCUACCGGUCUAAUGUCCAUUGUUCGUGUUUCUUGGCCCAAGCAAGUUUCUUAUUAUUGGUGUCCUUUAGUAGUGGUUUCUUUGGAGUAAUUUGACCAUGAAGGCCUGAUUCACGCAGUCUCCUUUGAACAGUUGAUUUUGAGAUGUGUCUGUUUCUUGAACUCUGUGAAGCAUUUAUUUGGGCUGCAAUUUCUGAGGCUGGUAACUCUAAUGAACUUAUCCUCUGCAGCAGAGGUGACUCUGGGUCUUCCUCCAUGAGAGCCAAUUUCAUCAUAGCGCUUGACGGUUUUUGUGACUGCACUUGAAGAAUCUUUCAAAGUUAUUGAAAUGUUCCGUAUUGACUGACCUUCAUGUCUUUAAAGUAAUGAUGGACUGUCGUUUCUCUUUGCUUAUUUGAGCUGUUCUUGCCAUAAUAUGGACUUGGUAUUUUACCAAAUAGGGCUAUCUUCUAAUUUCACAAAUUAUCUUUUAACAAGGCACACCUGUUAAUUGAAAUGCAUUCCAGGUGACUACCUCAUGAAGCUGGUUGAGGGAAUGCCAAGAGUGUGCAAAGCUGUCAUCAAGGCAAAGGGUGGCUACUUUGAAGAAUCUAAAAUAUAUUUUUAUUUGUUUAACACUUUUUUGGUUACUACAUGAUUCCAUAUGUGGUAUUUCAUAGUUUUGAUGUCUUCACUAUUAUUCUACAAUGUAGAAAAUAGUAAAAAUAAAGAAAAACCCUGGAAUGAGUGUGUCUAAACUUUUGACUGGUACGGUAUGUAAAUUAGAUAUUUCUGUAUUUCAUUUUCAAGAAAUUUGCACACAUUUCUAAAAACAUAUUUUCACUGUCAUUAUGGGCUACUGUGUGUAGAUGGGUGAGAUUUUUUAUUUAUUUAAUCCAUUUUGGAUUCAGGCUGUAACACAACAAAAUGUGGAAUAAGUCAAGGGAUAUGAUUACUUUCUGAAGGCACUGUAUCUGUACUGUCUGGAUCCAGGAGGAGAUGACCAGUGCUCUGGCCACCAUGCGUGUGGACUAUGACCAGGUGAAGAUCAAAGAUCUGGACACGUCCAAUAACCCACUGCUCAACAAGCGACGCAAGAGACCUGCUGCUGGGGCAGCCGAGGGAGAGGAGGGAGGAGGGGGAGGUGGUGGGGGAUUAGGAGGGGGAGGUGGUGGGGGAUUAGGAGGAGGAGGCACAACUGUUUGCAACAGCCAGUGA